Calidris pugnax (ruff) is the source of this 3010-nucleotide messenger RNA. It is a transcript of the gene TSNAXIP1, whose product is annotated as translin-associated factor X interacting protein 1. Gene Ontology annotation, cellular component: cytoplasm. Lineage: Eukaryota; Metazoa; Chordata; Aves; Charadriiformes; Scolopacidae. The coding region runs from base 26 to 2110 and encodes 694 amino acids. The transcript has 16 exons. The record is from RefSeq and is a predicted model, not a curated record.
GCGACGGGUGUACACAGCGCGGGCCAUGGCGGCGCACCGCCCUCCGCCCCGCGGGACCGCUCCUGAAUCUGCCUCUGAGACUCCCGACUGCCAAACACGGGUCAACAGUCUGAAAUACAUCCUGUCCAAGAAACAGAAAACACCGCUUUCUGCUCGAGGUCACUGGUCCACAUGGCCGGCGUUUGGGUGUGGGCAGACCAUCCUAGGGAAUCACAAACCCUGCUGCGCCCCAGAGGAGAGAGAAUCCAGCAAUAAACAGGCCCUUCUCACCAUUCCAAAGCCACAGUAUUUGGAGGAACUGGAGUCCUACUUAAAGAAAGAGCUGCAGUCUCUUGAUCUGACUGAAAAGAACGCUCAAGAACUGAAGUUACAGGCCUACAGAGAGAUCUUUGAAUUCUUCAUAGACAGCUUCAAGACCUACAAGCCCUUGCUGUCAGCUAUAAAGAAUGAAUAUGAAGUUACCUUGGCUCAUCAGAAGAAGACAAUUCGUUCCCUAGAGCCACUGAAGGCUAUGGUCACCACUGUGUCUGAGGAGUGCACCCAGAGGAUACUGGCACUGCAGGAAAAGCAGAAAGAUGAGAUAUAUCUGUUAAAGCAAGAGAAACAACAGUUGUUAAAGAUCAUUGACAACAUGAAGGAAGAAAAGAGUUCUCUUCAGACUCAGGUGGAGUACCUGCAGGCCAGCGUUGCUGAGGAAUACACUCGAUACCUCAAUCAGCAUGAUGCCCACAAACUGCUUCUAGCAAAGCUGAAUGAGAUGCACCAUGAACGGCUGGACAUGACACGACGCCAAGCCCAAGAUGUGAAGGGUGAAGACGGGGUGAAGUUAACUUUGGCAUUGAAGGUAGCUCGGCAGGACCUCACAAAAGCCCAGGUGAAGCUGAAUAAAAUGUUAGCAGACUAUGGAGAUGUUGUGCCCAGGAGAGAUUUUGAAUCACUGGAGAAAAAAUACUCGGAUUUACUUCAGGAGAUGAAUAUUCUGCGGAAGGAUUUUGAUCGGCUCCAUGAGGAAUACGAAACGCUGCUGGAAAUCCACAGGGAGACGGAACAAGAGCGAGACAACUUUUGUGCUGAACUCCAGCGAGUGCAGCAGAACUGCACGCCCCGGCCAAACUGGGAGAAGUGCUCAGAUGUGAUUCCUGGAGGGGCAGAGCGGUGGGACAAUCUGGCUGUGGGGAAGACCAGUGAGCAGCUGGUGGACGUGCUCCUGGAAGAAAUAGGAACAGCAGCACUAAAAGAGAUCAAUGUCUUCCCUGGAUGGGGCAAAAAUGACAAUGUUCCUGUGUACCUGAGGCAUGAAGGUGAAGUCAAGAACAAAAAGCUGACUAAGAAGGAUGUGGUCAACAUCCUAAAGGACAUCUGGAAGGAGAAAAUUGCACUAGAACAGCAGACGGGGAAGCGAUCCAGUCUUCCCAAGUUCUUUCUCAGCUACCUCCAGAAGAAGUUCGGAGACACCGCUGCCAUGGAAUGGUCUUACACCCUCUACGAGAACAUGCGGCUCUGUCCAUCCAACCACGUCCUGAGCUCAUUCUACAACAUACUCACCGGGAAGGUGAGUGAAGAACAAUACCACAGCCAGAAUGAGCUGAUUUCCAGCCUGCAAAAGGAGCUGGCAGCCUGCGACGGCUUGAACAGUGGAUCCCUGACCAGCGAGGAGUUCAGCACAGCCCUGGGAGAAACUUUUCCCCUGAAAAGGAAAGAGUCAAUCCAAGAACUGGUGGACGCAAGCAGGUGCAAGCUGGACAGCACUGAGGACACCAUCAACUACAUAUCCUUAUUCGAAGAAGAUGAGGAGGGGAACACCACACCUUUUGUUGCAAAGCUCCGGAGCCAGUACAUCAGGGAGAAACAGGAGUAUCUGAGGCAGCUGAAGAACAAGCUGGGAGGUUUAACGGAGGUGAACGCAGAUGAUCUGAAGGCCGCCUUCUGCUCCAUUGAUCCUGACAUCGAUGAUCAGAUGCUGGAGACCUACCUUGGCCUGGCUCUCCAGGCCAGAGGAGAAGGAGCCGUGGCUGUGGAAACGGCGCUGAAGAGACUGCUGGCUGGGGACGUGAGACGAGUGGGGCCCGCAGCCAGGGAGGGGAGCACGGCCAGUUCUGAAGGAGAGUGAUUCCAGUGUUAAGAAUAAAUGGACUGCCUGAUCUUCAGGGCUUGAUCUUCAGGCUUUGACGCCUGCAGGAGACUGAGUUACUGUGCUACACGCUUCUUGGCUGGAAGCGGUAGAAUUGUCCCCCCUCGAGGCAUUUAAAAGACGGGUAGUUGUACUCAGUGAUAGGGUUAGUGACAGCUUUUGUUGGUGUUGGGUUGGUGGUUGGAUUAGAUGUUCUGAAAGGUCCCUCCCAACCCAGACGAUUCUAUGAUUCUCUGACUCCCCUGCACGCAGAGACACCCCUGGUAACUAACACCCCAGAGGAUGGGCUGGUGUCAACGCGCAGAAGCACUUUCAGCUCAAGCAGUAAAAUGUUCUGCAGCAGCAUUUCAGCUCAGCAGGACUUGCCCUGGGAGGCUUCCUGAGCCCCAAAAGCAAGGCUUCACACCCCCAGGGCACUGGGGCACCACGGCGUGCGGGGCGCUCUGCUUGGUGACAAAAGGAUGCUCCAGCAGCCACUGUUAGAACCUGAGAGCCACCAUCAAAAUCCAGGCUGCACCGUGACUGCUUUAGUCCUUUGGCCUUGGGGUUCCUUGGCUCAAGGAGGGUUUCAAAGUCACGUUCACAAAAUCAGGUGCCACCAGCACGGUCAGUGCGCACGUGGAAGGCGAGUUCAGCCAAAUUUACAAUCAUGUCUGUCCCCAGGGAGGCUUUUGUCUCGGUGUAGACACUAUUGUCCCAUACGAAAUCACUCUGAAAGAAAUUCAAGUGCUGCCCCAUGGGUAGGUUUAACCAAAGGCUGAGCUGCAAAAUACACUCAGAAACACCCAAAUCCGGCCUCUGUUUCAGGGAAGACACCACAUGCAUUUUGGUAACUGCCAACCACUGGCAUCAAUAAAUCUUUCCCACUCGAUAGUGUCC